This is a messenger RNA of Cricetulus griseus (Chinese hamster), 1260 nucleotides long. NCBI's taxonomy places the organism in Eukaryota, Metazoa, Chordata, Mammalia, Rodentia, Cricetidae. The record is from RefSeq and is a predicted model, not a curated record.
GUUGUGCACCCUGAUGGCCUCCAAGGUCAUACCAAGUUUAGGGGUUAUUCUACUCUGCCAAACAAGAACUCUACUGCAGAACUCUUCAGGGCCCCAGGUGGAUGGAAAUGUGAGUUAGACAGGCACAAAGUGUACCCGUCUACACGCAUCACAAGGCUCCACUCGCAAGCUCUACGAAAAGAAAAUCUUCGAGUACGAGACCCAGAGACGGAGGCUCUCGCCCCCCAACUCGUCAUCCUCUUCAUUCUCUUACAGGUUCUCAGACUUGGAUUCAGCCUCCGUGGACUCAGACAUGUAUGAUCUGCCCAAAAAAGAGGAUGCCUUACUUUACCAGAGCAAGGAAUAUAAUGACGACUACUAUGAGGAGAGUUAUUUGACCACCAGGACAUAUGGGGAGCCCGAGUCUGUGGGUAUGUCCAAGAGCUUUCGCCAGCCAGGGACCUCACUUGCAGAUACCCACACCUUCCAUCACCAGGUUCGUGAUGAUAUUUUCUCUUCUUCAGAAGAGGAGGGCAAGGAUAGGGAACGCCCCAUCUAUGGCCGAGACAGUGUCUACCAGAGCAUUGCACACUACCGUCCCAUUUCCAACGUCUCCAGGAGCUCACUGGGCUUGUCCUAUUAUCCUACAUCCUCCACCUCUUCUGUGUCCUCUUCUUCAUCUUCUCCCUCUUCAUGGCUUACCCGACGUGCCAUCAGGCCAGAAAAGCAGGCUCCUAUUGCUGCUCUGGGCCAGGAUCGUCAGGUCCCACUCUGGGGCCAGCUAUUGCUCUUCCUGGUCUUUGCUGCCUUUCUGCUCUUUGUUUACUACUCCAUACAAGCUGAAGAAGGCAACCCUUUCUGGAUGGAUCCCUGAGAGUAUUGGUUUCUGAGCAGCUCUUAACAAGAGUUUUGGCUGAUUGCCUUAUCAGUGUUUGCUGGGGGUAGGGUGGGUGAGGGCUUUUUAUGUGUUCUUUAAGGGGUUCAGGGCCUAGCCUAGGGCAGUGCUUAUCUCCCACCUCCUCCUGCCAAGAAGGCAGCAAAUGCUGGCCUUCCACAACCCAUUGGGCCCAUAUGUACCUUCCUCUGGAGCCUCCUAGUCCUAUUGCUUCUGACCCUUAGGGCUCCAGGAGAUAAGACCCCACUUCUUUAGAGGAAAACUUGGUGGAGGUGAUGGUAGUUGUCAUGCAUGCCUGUUUGUUGUCACCCCUUUUUAGGGUGUAUUAACCAAAGGCCACCCUGGCUUUGUUUUUGUGGACACAAUAAAAAACACAUUUAUUUUUA